Messenger RNA from Hansenula anomala, 1707 nucleotides. Its product is annotated as glycosyltransferase family 15 protein. The transcript has a single exon. Gene Ontology annotation, molecular function: alpha-1,2-mannosyltransferase activity. Gene Ontology annotation, cellular component: Golgi apparatus; membrane. NCBI's taxonomy places the organism in Eukaryota, Fungi, Ascomycota, Saccharomycetes, Phaffomycetales, Wickerhamomycetaceae. The coding region runs from base 427 to 1623 and encodes 398 amino acids. Gene Ontology annotation, biological process: cell wall mannoprotein biosynthetic process; protein O-linked glycosylation; protein N-linked glycosylation. The record is from RefSeq and is a predicted model, not a curated record.
AAAACUUGGUUUUCCCUGACAUGAAGAAGGAAAAGGCACAAAUCCAAUACCUGAACUGAUCCUGGUAUCACGACUAAACACUAACAAACCCCAUGAUUAAACACAUUAUAAUAUGAUAAUCAAUACCAUAGAAUCCAAUAAUCACAUAAAAACCACACCUUCCCAUACAAAAAAAUCCUGAUUUAUAAACUUUUAUGUAAAUUUCAAGUCAAAAGCUGAUGGCUCGUGUGCUGGGCAAACCGUGAAAAAAAAAAUCUAAAAAAAAAAUCACGACGUGUUCAAGAGAAAAAAAUGCGACACGAUCAUUUUGAAAAGAACAAUAUUAAAUACUCAUCAUCAACUCAAAAGUUUCAUCAGCUCCGUUGUUGCUAUUGUUAUCCAAUUCUUUUGCUGCUAUAAAUAUUCCUUUUUUAGUUGCUGGUCACAAUGGCUCGUUCUGAUGCUCGUUUAAUUAGGUUUGCUGCCAUAGCUGCUGCCCUUUUGUUAACAAUCUUUAUCUUAUCCAAGGGUUCAACAACUACUUAUGUUGCAUCAACAAAUCAAGCACCAUCAACUGGAUCUUCCUCAUCCACUUCUGCAGCAAGUGCGAACGUCAAGGCUAAUACUACUCCAGAAAAACCAAAAACUCCAGUUUCAAGUAAUCCAAAGGAUAAAGUUAGUGCAACUUUUGUUUCAUUAGCUAGAAAUCGUGAUUUAUGGUCAUUAAUCGGUUCAAUUAGAUCUAUUGAAGAUCGUUUCAACAAACAAUUCAAAUAUGAUUGGGUCUUUUUAAAUGAUGAACCUUUUACUGAAGAAUUUAAAAGAACUACAACUGCUUUAGUCUCUGGUACUACUAAAUUUGGUUUAAUUCCAAAAGAACAUUGGUCAUUCCCUGAAUGGAUUGAUUUAGAAAAAGCUGCAAAGACAAGAGAAGAUAUGAAACAAAAAAAUAUCAUCUAUGGUGAUUCAAUCUCAUAUAGACAUAUGUGUAGAUUUGAAUCUGGGUUUUUCUAUAGACAUGAAUUAUUACAAGAUUAUGAAUAUUAUUGGAGAGUGGAACCUGAUACUAAAGUUUAUUGUGAUAUUGAAUAUGAUAUUUUCAAAUUCAUGAAGGAUAAUAAUAAACAAUAUGGUUUUACAAUUUCAUUGCAUGAAUAUGCUGCAACUAUUGAAACUUUAUGGCAAACUACUAGAGAAUUCAUUAAAGAAAAUCCUCAAUAUUUACCAAAAGAUAACAUGAUGGAUUUCAUUUCAGAUGAUGGUGGGUUCUCUUAUAACUUGUGUCAUUUCUGGUCCAAUUUUGAAAUUGGUAAUUUGAAUUUUUGGAGAGGUGAAGCUUAUUCAAAAUAUUUUGAAUAUUUGGAUAAAGCUGGUGGGUUCUUUUAUGAAAGAUGGGGUGAUGCUCCAGUUCAUUCCAUUGCUGCUGCAUUAUUCUUACCAAGAGAUCAAAUCCAUUAUUUCAACGAUGUUGGUUAUUACCAUGUUCCUUUCCAUAAUUGUCCUAUUGAUGAUAAACUUAGAUUGGAACGUAAAUGUAUGUGUAAUCCAAAAGAUGAUUUCACUUUCAAAGGUUAUUCUUGUGGUGAAAAAUUUCAUACUGUUAAUCAAUUGGAAAAACCUGCAAACUGGCAAGAUUAUUCAUAGAGUGAAUAUGACUUUGGAAAGAAAAAAUAAUUAAAUGAAAUUAAUAUCAAGAAGUUGUUUAUUGUUUUAAAAAAGGAAGUUGAG